GCGUCAAAUCCUACAUGGUCUACAAUAUAACGCGGUGGCUCGCGAGGUACCGAAUCACUCGUUCAUUGGCAAGACUCGGUGAAAAUCAGAAUCCAGCCUUGGAAUCAGAUCUUUCCAAGCCAAAUCCACCGCCACCAUUUCAAAUUUUCCGUCAUGAGUUCUUCGGCGCUUUCAGGAGGCACAGGCAAUUUUUCCGGAUUUACGCGGCUGUGCAAGGGCCUUGCUGUGGUAAUUGUUGGUGGCCAUGUUGUGGUGCAAUUUUUCCCUUCAGCCGUUGCUUAUCUAGCCCUUAUUCCUGCUAGGACAAUACCUUUCGCUUGGAAUCUAAUAACAUCCGGUUACAUUGAACAAACCAUAUAUGGGACGGUGGUCAGCACAGUUGGUCUUCUUUUUUUGGGAAAGCUGCUUGAACCCAUAUGGGGCACUAGAGAAUUCUUGAAGUUCAUCUUUGUAGUUAACUUUCUAACUUCUGUGUGCGUUUUCAUCACAGCUAUCGCCUUGUACUAUAUAACAAGGCAGGAAAAUUACCUUUAUAUGCCUCUUUCUGGCUUCCACGGAGUCCUUUCAGGUUUCCUAGUUGGCAUAAAGCAAAUCAUCCCUGAUCAAGAGCUUUCCUUAUUUUCCCUCUUGAAAAUAAGAGCAAGGUGGUUGCCGUCUCUUAUGCUAUUGCUAUCCAUUGCAAUAAGUUUCUUUACAACAGAGUCAGCAGCAUACCUUCCAGCCUUAAUAUUUGGGACAUACAUGGGCUGGAUUUACCUCAGAUACCUACAGAGAAAACCAGAAACAAGACUUAAGGGUGACCCAAGUGAUGAGUUUGCAUUCUCUACAUUUUUCCCUGAAUUUCUAAGACCAGUGAUUGAUCCCAUUGGAUCAGUAUUUGGACGAUUAUGUUGUGGAAGAUUUGAAAUUUCUGAUGAGGAUAGGGGUCACACCUUGGGAGGUGCCCCAUUGCCUGGCUCUGAUCCCAUUGAAGCAUCUAGAAGAAGAGAAAGAGGUGCUCGAGCACUGGAAGAAAGGUUAGCAGUUGAGAGGUUGACUGCUGGAGAGAGCGCAAAAGAAUCAGGAAGAGAUGCUGUAGAGGAUGUUUAGAAUCUUUGGAAACUUUACUUUCAAAAGUGUAUGCCUUAGCUACUCAGAGAGGUUGUGUAAUAGCUGGAGAUGCUUCUUUUUUGGGUUACGGAAUAUGGUUUUGUCAUGCAAUUAGCCUGCUAUUAUGAUCCUCUUGGUACAA
Messenger RNA from Vitis vinifera (wine grape), 1231 nucleotides. Its product is annotated as rhomboid-like protein 19. Lineage: Eukaryota; Viridiplantae; Streptophyta; Magnoliopsida; Vitales; Vitaceae. Bases 154 to 1089 code for a protein of 311 amino acids. Gene Ontology annotation, cellular component: Golgi apparatus; membrane. The transcript is spliced from 8 exons. The record is from RefSeq and is a predicted model, not a curated record. Gene Ontology annotation, biological process: retrograde vesicle-mediated transport, Golgi to endoplasmic reticulum.